GUCACACUGAGCGCUGGUCAAAAUAAAUAAAUAUUUGGCAAACAAAAGAACGAAAAUCCAUAAAAAAAAGGAAACUUGAGAUAAACGUAAAGUAUUUGCCCCCACCCAGCCAUAGCCUGUUGGAAUGUUUUGCUGCCUACGCACGUGCCUAAAUGGCGGACAACUGAGGAAACCCAUGACAGCUGCCAGUCGGCUGCGGGAGCCCGACGUACACCUGGAUGCGGCACAUAUGGGUCCCGAUGUCAUACUGCUCUCACAUCAGCUGCGGGUCACAGGCACUGGCGGCGUUCUGGCCACUGCGCCGCUCGUCCAAUCCAAAUCCUACUUUGAGGUGAAAAUUCAGCAGAGCGGCAGCUGGUCCAUUGGCCUGGCCACACGCCAAACCGAUUUGAGUCGCAAAAAUGGUGGCGCUGAUCGGGAGUCCUGGUGCCUGUGCUCCGACAAUGCCACACGGCACAACGAUGAGGAAUUUCGACCCGUGGUGGCUGCCUGCACGACACAGCCGCCAUCGGGCGGCAUCACCAAGACCAGCGUAAAUGGCAUUCUAAACAAUAGUGCAGCCGCUGCAGCUGGUCUCAUUUCCAUUGAGGAUCUGCAGCAGGAGGAUUUGCUAAUGACCACGGGCGUGGAGGCGCCACCAAAUGUGAGCAUUGGUGGGGCAACAUUGAUCGGUGCGCCACAGCGUGACUUUCCCGACGAGGGUGACAUUGUGGGCGUUGCAUUUGAUCAUGUGGAACUCAAUUUCUAUUUCAAUGGCAAAAACCUCGAAGUGCCAUUCCGAAAUGUGCGCGGCUCGGCGCUGUUUCCUGUCAUCUACGUGGGCAAUGGCGCCAUUUUGGACAUCAUUUUGGAUAACUUUACGCACGGUCCACCGCCUGGCUUUGAGCGCAUUCUGCUGGAGCAGUCGCUACUUUAGAUUAGGCGCGUGAAAAACAAAUUAAUAACCAAAAUGACAGCUAGUUAAAGUGCAUUUCAGAACUAUAGGAUAGGCGCAGCGAAAGAGCGAGCUAGAAAGUGAAAAUUGGCCCAGGGAGAAGUACCAUUGAGCGCCUUUAAAUGCCACUUAGUAAGCCAUGAAAAUGUUGCAAUUGGAGAUGAAUUUUAGCGUCGGAGUGGUGAAAGCUAUUGCCAUAAUUCUUCUGGUUAAGCAAAGAGGAAAGAUGGAAACAUACGAAUAACUCUUCAACGGCAUUAAGUUUCAAGUAUUAGCCUAAGAAUUUCAACCGUGUAAAUGUAAGUUUUUGAUGUGAAGCAGCUGCAAGAGCAGAAUUUAAGGCUUUAGCUCUAAAAUGAGCUAUUCUUUGGCAUUUUUUGCUCAUAUAAUUCCCUUUUAUAAUGCAACACAGUGUUCCACUUGUUCUAUUUGUAUUCCAUGACCAUGUUGAAGGCCUGCAGCUAUCAAUUUAGGCAGAGUUCCACACUCUAUUUUCAACUCUCUGUUAUCCCAUAGCUAUCUAUCUAUCAGCACCUAUCUAUCCACACCUAUCUAUCUUUAUCUAUUGCAUAGCACAUUGACUAGACAUUCAUUUCUAGUCCACAAAUGCCAAGUGCAUGCCCAAGUUAACCCAGAAAGUCUUGCAGUUUGACAGAAAACUGUUUCUAGUCCCUAAACAAAUAUUUUAAGCAGCAACUUUGCAGCUUAAAAGUUUCACAAAUGUUCCAUGUUUUAGCUUAAGCUUUAAUAUUUCUUACAAAUCGAGCAAUUCUAUAUUUAAAACUUGCAAGAAUUCCAUGUUAAAGUUGCUGCAAAUUGCAGCUGCAAUUUAACCACCCAAAAAUUGACACGGAAAACAGCUGCAAGAGUUUCUUCGAGGACAUUUUCCUUUGAUAAAAGUAUUCUUAAUGCCCCUACUCUGCCUAUCGUAUAGUUCUGAAAAUCACACGCCAUUCCUAACAAACUUCAAGUGUAUAAAAUGUGCAGCCUAAAACCUUUCUAGUCCUCGAACAAAGAACCCAAAAAAGGAACAAAAGAAAUCUACCUAAAAAAUGAUUGUAUUAUUAUUUGUAAUUUGUGUUUUGUAAAUUAUUUAUGUACCGCGAUGACUGCUUUGUAUUAUACACACACAUACAGCUAUAUAUAAUGAUAUAUAUAAAUAUUUAUACCUUUAUUGGGAGCUCUCCAAAACUCUCUUAAAGUUUCAACACAUUCUAUAUGGUCCAACCCACUCUCUCUCUCUCUGUCUUACUUAAUCGAGCACGGAAAUACCUAACUAACUUUAAGUACUAAAUCUAUAAUCUAUGAUCUAUAACUAUAAACGAUAUCUGAAUGUAUUCAACGCUUUGAAAGAACAAAAAAAAACAAAAGAAAAACUGAUAAAUCCGCGCGCGGACAAUAAAUCGAUGUUACGUA
Molecule: messenger RNA, 2350 nt
Organism: Drosophila guanche
Lineage: Eukaryota; Metazoa; Arthropoda; Insecta; Diptera; Drosophilidae
Product: SPRY domain-containing protein 7
Exons: 3
Coding region: 125-916 (263 amino acids)
Molecular function (GO): protein binding
Source: RefSeq, a predicted model, not a curated record